UCAACAAAGUUUUGGUGGCCCUGCUUAACCCCAGCGACGGCGGCAUCAACAAGGAUAUGGCGAGCGGGAAACGCUUGAUAUUUUGUCUUGUGAUAUUACUGUGUGCCGGGAGCUUUUCCUUAGACAUUGAUGAAAAUGGUUACAUUUUGUAUUGCCCGUGCAUGGGUCGAUUUGGAAAUCAAGCCGACCAUUUCUUGGGUGCCCUUGGAUUUGCCAAAGGUCUAAACCGCACCCUUGUAUUGCCACCAUGGGUUGAGUAUAAGCCAGGAGUAACAAGAUCGAUCCAGAUCCCAUUUGACACAUAUUUCAAAGUGGAGCCACUUGCUAAGUUUCAUCGUGUCAUGACCAUGCAGGAGUUUAUGGACAAAGUUGCACAGGCUAUCUGGCCUCCAGAAACAAGAAUUGCUUUCUGCUAUGUACCUCGUCACAACUCUGCCGGAUGCAAUGCAAAAGACGGUAACCCAUUUGGACCUUUCUGGGAUACUUUCAAUGUAGAUUUUGUUGGUUCUGAAUUCUAUCGUGGUCUCAGCUACGAUGUUCAGUAUCAAAAUAUGGCCGAACAGUGGAAUGAGCUCUACCCACCAACAAAAUGGCCUGUGUUGGCCUUCACAGGAGCCCCAGCAACUUUUCCAGUUCAAGAAAGCAAUCGACACUUGCACAAGUAUCUUGUCUGGAGUGACACCAUACUGAGUAAAGCUCAAAAUUUUAUUUCUUCAUUACCUAGAGGGCCAUUUAUUGGUAUACACCUACGAAAUGGAAUUGAUUGGGUGCGAGCAUGUGAACAUGUGGAACACAGCCCCAACCUUUUUGCUGCACCCCAAUGCUUGGGCUACCGUAAUGAACAUGGGGUAGCUACACUACAACUUUGUCUUCCUUCAGAAAACUCAAUUAUCAAGAAACUGAAGCGUGUUGCUAAGUCAAUUGGGGCAAAAAGUGUUUUUGUUGCCUCAGAUAAUGACCUUAUGAUUGACAAGCUGACUCAAGCAUUAAAAAAAAUGAAAGUGAGUAUACACCAUCGAGAACCUUCGGAGCCUCACGUGGAUUUGGCCAUUCUUGCUCGUGCCAAUCAUUAUAUUGGCAACUGUGUGUCGUCGUUCUCAGCUUUUGCCAAGAGAGAGAGAGAUGCUGUAGGGUUCCCCUCAUCCUUCUGGUCCUUCCCAUUAGAGAAAGAAAGGACAAAGAAAUCUGAACAUACUGAGCUAUAACACAGUAUUAAUUAAAAUAUGAAGUACAUAUAUGCUUUCAAUUUUAUAAUGACCAAGUGUGCUAGAUAAAACAUUUAGCACAAAUAAUAAUUUCCCUUUUUAAAGUACAGAAGAAUAAUGAAGUGUGAAUACUGUAACUGUAUAAUAUACUUCAUACAGCACUAAGGUACUAAGGUGCCUGUGAGCAGACUUAAUGAACAGAAAGUGAAUGAUAUCACUUUUAAUGAGGAAUUACUGUUCAUGAAAGGUCUAUUUACAUAAAGCAUCACAUGACAGUUAAACUAAGUGUAUUCUAAAGUUUAUCAUCCCUCAUCAGAACAUCAUAUCAUUUUUCAACCCUGCCUUUCAAAUUUUUAUGAUACAAGAAUGCACUUGGCCUUAAGUGGUAAGGUUAAGUAUUUUUGUCCUCAUAUGUCAGGAAAUGUAGGGCUGUCACUACCACGGGGCUGUCACAACCUUAUUUUAAAUGCCUAAAGUUUGUAAUAUUCAUUAUGAUUAUAAACACCUUACCAUGCAAUGCUGAAUGACCAACAUAAGUGUAGCAGUUUUAUAAAUAUAAUAAUAAUGAUUAUUAAGGCAAAAUAUAUAGUCGCCAGUUUCAAGACAGUUUGUUUAGAAUUAUUGUUGGUUAAUGGGGUUUAAAGCCUGUUAAUGGCACAAGUGUCACUAAGGCUGCACGUAAUUUUUCACCACCAGUCAAGAAUACUUUAAUUCUUUAAAUAGGGAUUAAAGUAAACUUUCAGCAUAUAUAUGCUGAGAGAGAUACCUUUUGGUGUGUAUAUCUUGUACUGUAGGAGUUUGUUUGAAAAGUUUUCUUGCAUCCACAUAAUGGAACUUUUUGUGACUAACAUUUUGAACCUCGUUAUUGUCUUGAGAUCCGUUCAACAUAGAUUUUCAAAGUGACUACAAGUACUAUAGUUAAGAAGUUACGAAUAAUUUGUAAUAUAAAGCCUUAUGAAGCAUCAAAUAUUUAAAAAUAAAACCGUUUAAUUUCAACCAUAACCAAGUUAAUUCAAGAAAGCUAAUCAGUAUAGCUUAUUUCCAUGGGGGUCUUUUUUAUAAGCCAUUUGUGCAGAAUGCGACCCACAACAGUUGAUUAAUUCCUAGUAACUGUAUUUGCUGUACUGCUAGGUAAGAGGGUAAGCAUGUUAGGAUAGGAGGCUUACCCAUCUGUCUUGCCCUCUCCAGAAUUCUGCCUGGGUCUUUUUGGCUGUGAGUUGAACACUACCUCAUGAGCUAUAAGGUACAGUACAGUGGACCCCCGGUUAACGAUAUUUUUUCAUUCCAGAAGUAUGUUCAGGUGCCAGUACUGACCGAAUUUGUUCCCAUCAGGAAUAUUGUGAAGUAGAUUAGUCCAUUUCAGACCCCCAAACAUACACGUACAAACGCACUUACAUAAAUACACUUACAUAAUUGGUCGCAUUGGGAGGUGAUCGUUAAGCGGGGAUCCACUGUACUUUUAAAUAUGAAGAUAUGUACCCUUUGCAUACAUGCAUUGUCUGGAAAAGGGAAACAUGUCUUAUUAAAAGUCAUAAGCUGAAACAGAGAACACUGCUUUUUUUUUCUAUCUAUAAGGAAUAAUCAGGAUAAUGAAAAAAAAUAGAAGCUAUCAUCAGUGCCGUGUUAUUAUUAGGUUGCAGGGUUGGGACAGCCCCAAGUGGCUCUUUAGUCAGUCUCACUGUUGUGCCAUUGACUACAGGUAUGCUUUUGCAAGCAUAGACUACUUAAUUCAUGUUAGUAAUUUUAUUUAAAUAAAGAAAUCUGAAUUAU
Cherax quadricarinatus is the source of this 2975-nucleotide messenger RNA. It is a transcript of the gene O-fut1, whose product is annotated as O-fucosyltransferase 1. The record is from RefSeq and is a predicted model, not a curated record. Gene Ontology annotation, molecular function: peptide-O-fucosyltransferase activity. Gene Ontology annotation, biological process: protein O-linked glycosylation via fucose; Notch signaling pathway. NCBI's taxonomy places the organism in Eukaryota, Metazoa, Arthropoda, Malacostraca, Decapoda, Parastacidae.